UUCCUCGUCCGCUUAGGCCAGGAAGGAGGAGGAACUAAUGGUUACGGCCUGACGUUUCCUAGUCGGAAGGGAGAGCGGAGCGCACUGAGCGUCGCGCCGCGGGAGCCCGGGUCCUCCUAAGCGCUGCUCCCGCAACAUGGCUUUCAAUUUCGGGGCUCCUUCGGGCACCUCUGGCACCUCUGCAGCCACCGCGGCACCAGCGGGAUUUGGUGGGCUUGAGACUGCCAACUCCACCGCCAGUGGGUUUAAUUUUGGGGGUUUCGGCUUAACUGCUAAUCCUGCAGUGAACUUUAAUAUUGGGAAUUUCGGUGUUUCUACCACCUCGGCGACUCCGUUCAAUUUUGGUAACAGUCUGGCGAGUGCAGGUGGGUUUGGAGGAUUUGGAACAACCACCACAACAUCAGGCUCUGCGUUCAGCUUUUCCGCCCCAACAAACACAGGCAGCACCGGCCUCCUCGGUGGCACUCAGAACAAAGGUUUUGGCUUUGGUACUGGUUUUGGCACGUCGACGGGAACUGGCACUGGUUUAGGCACUGGUCUGGGAACCGGACUUGGAUUUGGAGGAUUUAAUACGCAGCAGACACAACAGCAGCCUACUUUAGGUGGUCUUUUCAGUCAGCCUACACAAGCUCCUGCCCAGUCCAACCAGCUGAUCAAUACUGCCAGUGCUCUUUCUGCUCCAACGUUAUUGGGAGAUGAGAGAGAUGCCAUUUUGGCAAAGUGGAACCAGCUGCAGGCUUUCUGGGGAACAGGGAAAGGAUAUUUCAACAAUAACAUUCCUCCAGUGGAGUUUACACAGGAAAAUCCCUUUUGCCGAUUUAAGGCUGUAGGUUAUAGUUGUAUGCCCAAUAAUAAAGAUGAAGAUGGGCUAGUGGUUUUAGUUUUCAACAAAAAAGAAACAGAUAUUAGAAGCCAACAGCAGCAGUUGGUAGAAUCAUUGCAUAAAGUUUUGGGAGGAAACCAGACGCUUACUGUCAACGUGGAGGGCAUUAAGACACUGCCAGAUGAUCAGACAGAAGUUGUCAUUUAUGUUGUUGAGCGCUCUCCCAAUGGCACCUCGAGAAGAGUUCCAGCGACAACAUUGUUUGCCCACUUUGAACAAGCCAAUAUUAAAACACAGCUGCAGCAGCUCGGGGUGACCCUUUCUAUGACCAGAACAGAACUGUCUCCUGCUCAGAUCAAACAGCUCCUACAGCACCCUCCUGCUGGUGUUGAUCCUAUUAUUUGGGAACAGGCCAAGGUGGAUAACCCAGAUUCUGAAAAAUUAAUUCCUGUACCAAUGGUGGGUUUCAAAGAACUGCUUCGAAGACUGAAGGUUCAGGAUCAGAUGACUAAGCAGCAUCAGACCAGAUUAGAUAUCAUAUCUGAAGAUAUUAGUGAACUACAAAAGAACCAGACUACAACUAUGGCCAAAAUAGCACAGUACAAGAGGAAACUCAUGGAUCUCUCCCACAGAACUUUACAGGUCCUAAUCAAACAGGAAAUUCAGAGGAAGAGUGGCUAUGCCAUCCAGGCUGAUGAAGAACAGUUGCGGGUUCAGCUAGAUACUAUUCAGGGUGAACUGAACGCACCUACUCAGUUCAAAGGUCGACUGAAUGAGCUGAUGUCUCAGAUCAGGAUGCAGAAUCACUUUGGAGCUGUGAAAUCGGAAGAAAGGUAUUACAUAGAUGCAGACCUGUUAAGAGAAAUCAAGCAGCAUUUGAAACAACAACAGGAAGGCCUUAGCCACUUAAUUAGCAUCAUAAAAGAUGACCUAGAAGAUAUAAAACUGGUAGAACACGGAUUGAAUGAAACCAUCCAUAGCAGAGGCGGUGUCUUUAGCUGACCGUUUACAACCUUCUCCCGAGGUUUAUAAAAUGCAUCUUCCUGCUAAUCAGGCCUUCUUUACGACAACCACAUGGGCGGGAGAAGGAUCCUUUUCCUUGCUGGGAUGUUUGAGGUUCCUGGGAAAUUACUGUACAUUAAACCUGAAAUGGUCACCACAAAGCUCUUCAAAGAGAAUCUUUGAAAAAAUUAUAUCGAAAAGCUUUACUUUUUAAAAAGUACACAAUUACCCAAAGUAUAUGUGCUGUUGUACAUUUUACAACAGUGUGAAGCAUAGUCACAGUGUGUAAUGAUUAGUCUCCAUUCUCUUUUCCAUAGCCCAAAACGAAACCUAGCUGCUUCCCACGUAACAGAAUAAACUCUAGCCGCGUGGCUGUGAGACCUGCUUCAGAGUGUAGACACACUGGCGUCUGUAUCUGUGGGGAGUAAAGAAAAUCCCAAAGUAUUCAGUGAUUUGCGUGGUUUUCCUUUUUGUUCUAUGAAGACUUGAAAUAUAUAUUUUUAUAUUAUUUUACUUAUUUGGAACUUACAGAAAAUACCUAACCAAUUAGACUAUAACAAAAUCACCAUUUUUGCAAGCUUUUUUUUAAACUUUAUUUCUAAAACUGAAAUCCUUAAAAUAAAUUGUUAAUUUGUACUUUUAUGUAA
Messenger RNA from Meriones unguiculatus (Mongolian gerbil), 2472 nucleotides. It is a transcript of the gene Nup54, whose product is annotated as nucleoporin 54. Gene Ontology annotation, cellular component: nuclear pore; nuclear pore central transport channel. The record is from RefSeq and is a predicted model, not a curated record. Bases 137 to 1825 code for a protein of 562 amino acids. Gene Ontology annotation, biological process: NLS-bearing protein import into nucleus; protein localization to nuclear inner membrane; nuclear pore organization. The transcript is spliced from 13 exons. Gene Ontology annotation, molecular function: structural constituent of nuclear pore. Lineage: Eukaryota; Metazoa; Chordata; Mammalia; Rodentia; Muridae.